CUUCUUCUUCUGCAAGUUAAAUGAUUGAUUCAUUGUGUUGAACUCAUGUUUUUUUUUUAAUAUUUAGUUAGUAGUUACUAGCUUUUGCAUGGAUUUUGCCAAAAACAUAUUAAAAAAAUACGGGUGGAAGGAAGGUGACGGCUUGGGUAAAACAAACAAUGGUAUUACGAAAGCUUUACGGGCAAAUUUGAAGUUUGAUAAGGCCGGUUUUGGUUCCGAUGUGGCUUCCAGUGAUUUCAACAAUCAUUGGUGGGAAAGAGUUUUUAACGAGGCAGCCAGUAAUGUCAAUGUUAAACAAAAAGAUGACGGUGAGACAGAAUUCGAUUUGAUAAAUGAAGGAGUGGAAAUAUCUACUAAAGGAUAUUCAUUGGAAAAACUGAAAAAAGCCCGACGUAAUCAAUGUCCUGACAAUACUGUCAGCUAUGGAAAUUUUUUGCAAACGGCUACGUUAAAAGCAGGAGGAGGUGCUAUCGAAGUAGAUCAUCCUGGUAAAAUAAAUAUUGCCGAUAUGGAAGUAGCUAAAGUAAAUAUUAUGACCGAUGAGGAACUGUUUGCAGCUUGCGGCGGCCGCACAGCUCACAAGGGGGCAAGACACGGUUUAAAAUUGAGUGGGAAACUUUCACGUUUGGAAAAGCAAGAACAAGAAUUGUUAGCGAAAAUGUUUGGCGGGCAGCCUUCACUACAGAAAAGUACUAAAGCAGAGGAAGUUUCCGGAAUAGUUGCCGACAUAAAAGGACUAAAAAGAAAGGAAAAGUGCCAGAGUCCUUUCAAGAACACGGACGAUCAAUUUUCAUACGAAACCGCUAAACCCAGUAAAAGGAAAAGGAAGUGCAAUGUAACAAACAUGCCCGAAAGUAACAAAUCUUCAAAAACAAGGAAGGAGGGAACCAAACUAAAUUUUCAAAAGAGUUCUGAACUUGAAAUUUGCGAGAUUAACGGUGAAAAGGCACAGGGGCCAGAAAAGACCACACGAGAUUAUAAAAAUGAUUCUGAAUUAGAUUUUGGAAUAGUAAAUUUGCUCUCAUCUCUAUGGAAAUCUGGUUUAAUUAACCACAGCGUGACCAUAUCGUAUUUUAAUGCAUGCUCACAGUAUUUUUUUUUAAUGUGACAAUUAAAUAAUAGAGAAUCGAAUAACGAUGACGACAUGUGGAUUUAAUACUUCUAUUAAUUACGUAUGAAAA
Molecule: messenger RNA, 1181 nt
Organism: Glossina fuscipes
Lineage: Eukaryota; Metazoa; Arthropoda; Insecta; Diptera; Glossinidae
Product: G patch domain-containing protein 4
Exons: 2
Coding region: 89-1108 (339 amino acids)
Biological process (GO): regulation of ribosome biogenesis
Cellular component (GO): nucleolus
Molecular function (GO): nucleic acid binding
Source: RefSeq, a predicted model, not a curated record